This is a messenger RNA of Candida albicans SC5314, 1344 nucleotides long. RefSeq lists its product as uncharacterized. The transcript has a single exon. The record is from RefSeq and is a predicted model, not a curated record. Gene Ontology annotation, molecular function: electron-transferring-flavoprotein dehydrogenase activity; flavin adenine dinucleotide binding. Gene Ontology annotation, cellular component: cytoplasm. NCBI's taxonomy places the organism in Eukaryota, Fungi, Ascomycota, Pichiomycetes, Serinales, Debaryomycetaceae. The coding region runs from base 1 to 1344 and encodes 447 amino acids.
AUGACAGAUCUCACCAAACAACCACUCAAAGGAUAUGACAAUUUGUCAACGCCUACUUUAUUCAACGACAGGAAUUUGCAUCCAAUUGCAAGAUCAUUCACCACAAAUAUUCUUAUAGUUGGUGGGGCUUAUAGUGGGUUGUCUGCUUUAAGGUCUCUACAACUACAUUUGGCCGAACAGAUACAACGCUUUAAACAGGAGCAGCCAUCCACACCAAUAAAGAAAUUGUCACUAACUAUAGUAGAGCCAAGAAAUGGACUUUUAAACAUCCUUGGAAUCCCGAAAUCGAUUGUGGAUUCUGCAUUUGCAAAAACACAAUUUAUUCCGUUUAAAGACUUAAACAAUUGCAAGUUUGCAAACAUAUUUUCCGACACGCCAGACGAAUACGACAUAUCGUGGUUUGGUGACGACAACGAAUGGCUUGACAUCAACUAUGUGCAUGGGAGAGUGACAUAUUUGGACCAGCACAAGGCACAAUAUACUCUUGGGUCACCCGUAUCCGAGAAAGCAAUUAUUGAGUUUGACUAUGUGAUUUUGGCCACGGGUCGAGAUAGAAACUGGCCCACCACCCCUUUGGCAACAACAUACGGGCAAUACAUGCUUGAAAUGGACAAUGCACGACAGGAAAUUGCCAAUGCCGACACCAUAAGUGUUAUAGGUGCUGGCGCUGUGGGUAUUGAGUUUGCUGGAGAUAUCAAGACUGAGUUCCCACACAAAACUGUCAAUCUAAUCCACCCACACGAGUGUUUCCCACAAGAGCCGUUGUCCAAUGAGUUUAAACGGCUCACACAGGACUCGCUCGAACGAGCAGGUGUCAAUGUGUAUCUCAACACGAGAAUCAGAGCCGAAUCAAUAGAGAAACGCCAUGGUGAUCUCACAACAACAAACAAUAAGACGAUUCAUUCAAACCUAAAUAUAUGGAGCUGUUCCAAACACAACAACAUUGGGUUUCUCUCACAGCAUAUCUACGAGAAUUACGUGACAAGCAACAAAAAUAUAUCCAUCAACCAGUACUUGCAGCUUUACAAUGCAGAAACAAACACAACAAUAGAGAAUUUUUUCGUGUUGGGUGAUUUGGUGGAGUUACCCAUUAUUAAAUCUGCAGGCUGGGCCAUGUACAUGGGCCGACAAGUUGCCAACAAUUUGAGCAACUUGAUAUUCAAUGGGAUAUUUGUUGAACUGUUCCCGGACUUGAAUGCCAUUCCGUACGGGAUGGUGAUUGUUGGUGGUAACAACGAGAUUAUCAGUGAGCUAGCUGGUGAGGUUGAAGUGGAUAAUGAGCAUUAUAAACAAGAGUAUGAGGAUUAUUGUAUAGGUAAAAUUAGAGCGACUAUAGAUAUGUAA